This is a messenger RNA of Papilio machaon (common yellow swallowtail), 2255 nucleotides long. It is a transcript of the gene Naprt, whose product is annotated as nicotinate phosphoribosyltransferase. The transcript is spliced from 11 exons. The record is from RefSeq and is a predicted model, not a curated record. The coding region runs from base 303 to 2099 and encodes 598 amino acids. Lineage: Eukaryota; Metazoa; Arthropoda; Insecta; Lepidoptera; Papilionidae. Gene Ontology annotation, molecular function: nicotinate phosphoribosyltransferase activity. Gene Ontology annotation, biological process: NAD+ biosynthetic process.
ACAAUUUUUUGAUAUUACAGAAAAGUCUACUAAAGUAAAAAGCUACUUUUAAACUGUUUUGAUAAGUCGAAGAAAAAUUUAAGUUUGAUUUGUUUGACCUUUAAAAAUGACCUUAACUUUAAGUAGUCAAUAGGAUCUUUAAUGCGCAUGCGUAUAUUUUCCGUCAAAUAGCAUUUGGCGCGCUGAUAACCACGAUUUGCUGAUCACGAUGAAAUUAUUUCUUUUAGUCGUUCAACAGAUACCAAACAUUCCCCACGUUCCUAAAAGUGUUCGCUGUGUUUGUUAAUUUUCUUUCGAAUAAGAUGUCCAAUCACGAUUUAGUAACAAAUAGGAAAAUGGCUCGUCAAAAUGGAAUUGUACAACCAUUACUUACAGAUUUAUACCAAAUAACUAUGGCCUAUGCUUAUUGGAAAUCUGGAAAAGUGAAUGAUGUAGCUGUGUUUGAUUUAUUUUUUCGCACCAAUCCAUUUCAGGGAGAAUUCACAAUAUUUGCUGGCCUCGAAGAGUGCCUUAAAUUUUUAGACAAUUUUCAUUAUUCAGACAGCGAUAUUGAUUAUUUAAUACAAACAUUACCAGAUAAUAUAGAACCAGAGUUCUUUGCCUAUUUAAAAGAUUUAACAUGCAAGGAUAUUAAAUUGAGUGCUAUAGAAGAGGGGUCUGUUGUAUUUCCGAGAGUCCCUCUGUUGCGAAUAGAAGGUCCAUUAAUAGUAGCACAGUUGUUAGAGACAACUUUACUGACCCUGGUCAACUUUGCAAGUUUAAUGGCUACAAACGCGGCGCGUUACAGAAUGGUCGCCGGCAAGAAUGUUUCCUUGCUAGAGUUCGGCUUACGCAGAGCUCAGGGUCCGGACGGCGGCUUGUCCGCCUCAAAAUACGCCUAUGUCGGUGGGUUUGACGGUACGAGCAACGUGCUGGCCGGCAAGAUGUUCAACAUCCCGGUGAAGGGCACUCACGCGCACUCGUUCGUGACGUCAUUCAGCACGCUGGAGGACAUCAGCAGUGUGACGCUGCGACACGCGGACACGCAGGAGCAGUGCGACCUGCUGCAGCUGGCAGUGGACUGGCGCCGGCGCAUCUCCUCCAUAGUGGACGUGUCCCCCGAGGAGGCCAGCGACGGUGAACUCGCCGCCCUCGUAUCCUAUGCCAUCGCCUUCCCCACCGGCUUCCUCGCCCUGGUGGAUACAUAUGACGUGAAGAGGUACACUUGCCCCGGCCCUCGUAUAAACGGGCAUUCCGGCUACAAUAGCAACUGUGGAUCCAAUGUCGAUAGAAUAACCGACUCUUCAGGUGUACGUAGCGCGUACGGAUAUAGCACGGUCGAACGCACACUGAGGAGUGGUCUCUUAAACUUUUGUGCUGUGGCUCUGGCGCUCAAUGAUUGUGGAUACAGAGCUGUAGGUAUUCGUAUAGACAGCGGAGACUUGGCUUACCUUUCUGUACUAGCUAGGAGUACAUUCGAACAAAUCGCUGAAGCUUUCAAACUGAAAUGGUUUUCUAAAUUGACUAUAGUCGCAUCAAAUGAUAUUAACGAAGAUACAAUACUCAGUUUAAAUGAACAGGGACAUAAAAUUGACUGUUUCGGUAUUGGAACACAUUUGGUAACAUGUCAACGUCAACCAGCACUGGGAUGUGUUUACAAACUGGUGGAAAUCAAUGGACAGCCUCGGAUCAAACUCAGCCAGGAUGUAGGGAAAGUGACCAUACCUGGUCAUAAAGAGGCGUAUAGAUUAUUCGGUGCGGACGGCCAUGCUUUGAUAGAUCUGCUGCAGAGGUCUUCAGAACCCGCACCCAUUAUUGGACAGAAAGUCCUUUGCCGACAUCCUUUCCAGGAGUCCAAGAGAGCUUACGUCAUUCCCAGCAAAGUCGAACAUCUGUAUAAGGAGUACUGGAGCGAGGGACGUAUCUGCGUACGUCCUAAACCGCUGAGUGAAGUGCGCGCGCGCGUUCAGGCUUCUCUGCGUACACUGAGGCAGGACAUCAAGAGGAACCUCAACCCAACGCCCUACAAGGUCAGAUGCCAGGUGGCAGUGAGUGAUGACCUUUACAGCUUCAUCCACGACCUGUGGCUGCAAAAUGCACCCAUUGGUGAACUAUCGUGAAAUUUACACAAAAAACGAAGGAUAAGUCUCGAAGCAACAUAAGAAAAUAAAAAUUGUAAAAAAAAAUGCAAAUAAAAAUAUUGAUAAACUUCGUUUUUGAACAUAGUUUUAGUUCGGGGGCUGUGUUUUAUUUCUACUUUUAAAUUUAUUAAAUGG